Ruditapes philippinarum (Manila clam) is the source of this 1774-nucleotide messenger RNA. RefSeq lists its product as uncharacterized. The coding region runs from base 79 to 1479 and encodes 466 amino acids. NCBI's taxonomy places the organism in Eukaryota, Metazoa, Mollusca, Bivalvia, Venerida, Veneridae. Gene Ontology annotation, molecular function: ATP binding; RNA binding; RNA helicase activity. The record is from RefSeq and is a predicted model, not a curated record. The transcript has 10 exons.
CUUUUCCGCUUCCAUAUCAGCUCAAACUAUUUGAAAAAAUUCAAACCUAAAUGUAUAAUUUUGAUUGUACUGUGUCCAAUGACAAGUGUACAACAAUCAACUGAAAGAAGCGUAGAAUUCACGACUGCACGUGCGCACGAGGAGGAGAAGUACGACCCGAGGGUUAGCGCCCGAGGGAGGGACGACGAGAGACCUUCAAAAGAAAGGAACACUCCGUGUCAAACUACAGACCCGUUUGAAAAUCCGGAUAGUGUCGGAUCUAACUGGGGCGACGAUGACGACCAAGGGACAAAGUACACUGAGGUGGAGAGAGGUGACCAGGGAGGGGAGGAUGCUGUACCAGAGUUAUGUGACAACUUUGACGACAUGAAUUUGAAGGAUGAUCUACUCAGAGGGCUUUACGGCUAUGGUUUUGAAAAACCUUCAACAAUCCAGCAGAAGGCAAUUUUACCAUGCAUUAGAGGAUAUGACGUCAUUGCCCAGGCUCAGUCAGGUACAGGAAAGACUGCAACGUUUUCAACGGCGGUGUUGCAGAGGAUCGAUACAGACAUGUCGGAAUGCCAGGCACUAAUUCUCUCACCAACUAGAGAGCUAGCCCAACAGUCGUAUCGGCAUCUCAUUGCCCUGGGAGAUUACAUGGACGUCGAGGUGGUGGCAUUUGUUGGUGGGCGGCGUGUCAGUGAUGACGUCAGACGCUUAAGAAGCGGCAAGGUGCACGUAGUUGUCGGGACUCCUGGUCGCAUUAUGCACCUUAUCAAGGAGCGAGCACUUGAAAUGCGCUGUCUGAAGAUGUUCGUUCUUGAUGAAGCAGACGAGAUGUUGUCACGUGGUUUCAAAGACCAGAUUUAUGAUGUUUUCAGGCACACCCCAGAAGACGUCCAGGUGAUUCUAGUAUCAGCCACCAUGCCGACGGAAGUUCUGGAUGUAACUUCGAGGUUUAUGAGGAAUCCUGUCCGAAUCUUGGUCAAUAAAGAGGAAUUAACAUUAGACGGCAUACGCCAGUUUUACGUUAACGUCGAACGUGAGGAAUGGAAGUUCGAGACCUUAUGUGAUCUUUACAACAGUGUGUGUGUGAACCAGGCUGUGAUUUUCUGUAACAGUCGUAGGAAGGUUGAAACAUUAACCCGACAGAUGAACGACCGAGAUUUCACCGUAUCUGCCAUACAUGGGGAUAUUGACCAAGACGAACGUGAAACUAUCAUGCGAGAGUUCCGCACGGGUUCCAGUCGCGUGCUUAUAACAACUGACCUACUUGCACGAGGAAUUGACGUCCAACAAGUAUCUCUUGUUAUUAAUUAUGAUCUACCAUUCGUAAGAGAAAACUACAUUCACAGGAUCGGACGGAGUGGGAGAUUCGGCAGAAAGGGCGUAGCCAUCAAUUUUAUCACGUUCAAUGACGAAAGGGUCUUGAAAGACAUUGAACAGUUCUACAACACGGAAGUUCAGGAGAUGCCAAGAAAUAUUGCAGAUUAUAUGUAAAUACGAAACAGUACGCAAACUUCGGAAAAAAACAUUCUUGACAUUUGAACAUCGCUAACAGCUUACUAUUAAUAAAGGAAAAACAAUAACAAUUUAAUAAGACUGAAAUUGACGAAUUCAAAAUAAUGCACCAAUAUCAUUAGUUGGAAUUCAACAGUGUUAAAAUUGAUUAUAAAUGAAGUUUUAUUAUGGACAUUAAAUAUCUGUACCAACAAAUAUAUUGACGUUCUUUUUAACAAAUAUAUUUUAUUAUGUAUAUACUUAAAUCUUGUUUUGGAAUAAAUGUGUCAUCUUA